Messenger RNA from Microtus ochrogaster (prairie vole), 4127 nucleotides. RefSeq names its product solute carrier family 6 member 1 (gene Slc6a1). The record is from RefSeq and is a predicted model, not a curated record. NCBI's taxonomy places the organism in Eukaryota, Metazoa, Chordata, Mammalia, Rodentia, Cricetidae. Gene Ontology annotation, biological process: sodium ion transmembrane transport; amino acid transport; neurotransmitter transport. Gene Ontology annotation, cellular component: axon; plasma membrane; cell surface. Gene Ontology annotation, molecular function: gamma-aminobutyric acid:sodium:chloride symporter activity.
UAGCGAGCUGAGAGGUUGCAGGCGAGCUGUGCGAGCCCAGGAGCCCAGGCGCCCGCGUCCUAGCGCGGCCGAGCCCGGAGCGGCCCGCGCAGCCCCGGCUGCAGGCUCUGCGGAGGGAGCCUUAAGGAGAGGACCCGCUGCAGAGAGCCAUCGGGCUGCAAAGCUGCUGUCCACGUGGACCGGGGCUGACAUCACACGUCCACCCACCAGGACCCCUGCUGCCAAGUUUGUAUUUCGAGACAUGGCGACUGACAACAGCAAGGUGGCCGAUGGGCAGAUCUCUACUGAGGUCAGCGAGGCCCCUGUGGCCAGCGACAAGCCCAAAACCUUGGUGGUCAAGGUGCAGAAGAAGGCCGGGGACCUCCCUGACCGGGACACAUGGAAGGGUCGCUUCGACUUCCUCAUGUCCUGCGUGGGCUACGCCAUAGGGCUGGGCAACGUGUGGCGGUUCCCUUACCUCUGUGGGAAAAAUGGUGGUGGGGCCUUCCUGAUCCCAUAUUUCCUGACACUCAUCUUUGCGGGUGUUCCUCUCUUCCUUCUGGAGUGUUCUCUAGGCCAGUACACCUCCAUUGGGGGCCUAGGCGUGUGGAAGCUGGCUCCCAUGUUCAAGGGCGUGGGUCUUGCUGCGGCUGUGCUGUCCUUCUGGCUGAACAUCUACUACAUUGUCAUCAUCUCCUGGGCCAUCUAUUACCUGUACAACUCCUUCACCACAACCCUGCCAUGGAAACAGUGUGACAACCCCUGGAACACUGACCGCUGCUUCUCCAACUAUAGCCUGGUCAAUACCACCAACAUGACUAGCGCUGUGGUGGAGUUCUGGGAGCGCAACAUGCACCAGAUGACGGAUGGGCUGGACAAGCCAGGACAGAUCCGCUGGCCACUAGCCAUCACGCUGGCCAUUGCCUGGGUGCUUGUGUAUUUCUGCAUCUGGAAGGGUGUUGGUUGGACUGGAAAGGUGGUCUACUUCUCUGCCACGUACCCCUACAUCAUGCUUAUCAUCCUGUUCUUCCGUGGAGUGACGCUGCCUGGGGCCAAGGAGGGGAUCCUCUUUUACAUCACGCCCAAUUUCCGCAAGUUAUCGGAUUCGGAGGUGUGGCUCGACGCAGCCACCCAGAUCUUCUUCUCCUACGGGCUGGGCCUGGGGUCCCUGAUCGCUCUUGGAAGCUACAACUCUUUCCACAACAAUGUGUACAGGGACUCCAUCAUUGUUUGCUGCAUCAACUCCUGCACCAGCAUGUUCGCCGGCUUCGUCAUCUUCUCCAUCGUGGGCUUCAUGGCUCACGUCACCAAGAGAUCCAUCGCUGAUGUUGCAGCCUCAGGCCCUGGACUGGCAUUUUUGGCAUACCCCGAGGCUGUGACACAGCUGCCCAUCUCUCCCCUCUGGGCUAUCCUCUUUUUCUCCAUGCUGCUGAUGCUGGGUAUUGACAGCCAGUUCUGUACCGUGGAGGGCUUCAUCACUGCCCUGGUGGACGAGUACCCCAGGCUCCUCCGCAAUCGCCGUGAACUCUUCAUUGCUGCUGUGUGUGUCGUGUCCUACCUGAUUGGCCUCUCUAACAUCACCCAGGGGGGCAUUUAUGUCUUCAAACUUUUUGAUUAUUACUCUGCCAGUGGCAUGAGCCUGCUGUUCCUGGUUUUCUUUGAGUGUGUCUCCAUUUCCUGGUUUUAUGGUGUCAACAGAUUCUAUGACAACAUCCAGGAGAUGGUGGGUUCCAGACCCUGCAUCUGGUGGAAGCUGUGCUGGUCCUUUUUCACACCCAUCAUUGUGGCGGGCGUGUUUCUCUUCAGCGCUGUCCAGAUGACACCGCUUACCAUGGGGAGCUAUGUGUUCCCCAAGUGGGGCCAGGGUGUGGGCUGGCUCAUGGCCCUGUCCUCCAUGGUGCUCAUCCCCGGGUACAUGGCCUACAUGUUCCUCACCCUAAAGGGCUCUCUAAAGCAGCGCCUCCAGGUCAUGAUCCAGCCCAGUGAAGAUAUCGUGCGCCCCGAGAAUGGUCCUGAGCAGCCGCAGGCUGGCAGCUCAGCCAGCAAGGAAGCCUACAUCUAGGGGUGCAGCUCCCUCAUCACCCCAACACUGGCACCCUGGCCUGGCAGUACCCACACCCCUUGAAGACUGAAGAUGCUCUCUGUCUCCACCUACCUCAAGGGGCGGGUCCAAACAUCAUCACCAUGCAGAGAGGGGAGAUGGGGGACCGUGUGCUCUGGGUGGACCCUGCAUGGCCAUCCACCCCUGGGGGCUUUCCCAGAGGCCUGGUGACUUUUCCCUCAGGCCCCACAACAGGAGCGGGUGGCUUUGUAACUGCCACAGUAGCUCAUGUUUAUGCUACCAGAGAGGGUGACAGCUGAGGCCACACACUCCUGGCUUGUAGUCAUAUUCAGACUGUUGUCCUAUGCCCCAACCAUAGACUGUUAUCCAGACAUUCCUGUCCACGUUGGCUCUGAACUGGUCAUUUUGUUCGUGCCCCCUGGGAGCCGGUCUCUUUCCUUCUCACUUUCUCCUUCCCGAGGCAGCUUCCCAGAUCCACCCCUAGACAGACACCUCGGAGCAAAGCGGAGAGGGUCCUCUGUCCCUGUGACCCUGUGACCCGGGCAGCUCAGUGUCUCUUGUCCCACCUCCCCAGGUGACAUUAACAGCAGCCGCCUAUCCAGAAGGGCCCUGUGUGCUGAGGAGAAUUUAAAAAAAAAAAGCCACAAGCACAAUUGGCUUUUUUUUUUUUUUGGUCACCAUUCCAGGACUUUCCCCAAGUGGGAGCUGUGGUCCUUCUGAGCUGCCCAGUUUUGCACAAACAAUGGCCAAGGAAACCAAGGUGAAGGUUCUGUUUAAAUCAGGACGAAUCCAGCUGGCCCUGGUUUCCCUCUUAGAUUGUCACUGCCACUCAGUUCUGCCGUCCCUCCUCACCUUUCUGAAAACUCCUCAGAUGCUGAUGACCGUUAAUGGAGGAGGGUUUAUCCAGAGACUGCCCACCCUACCCCGACACUGAGCUUCCCUUGUUAACGUCACACGUCCCUUCUGGCCUUGGGCUCUGUGUAGGUGAAGCCAGUGGAGACAAUUUCUGGAAAGCUCCAGCAGCUCAGCCUCUCUCCUCUGCAGAGAGGAUGGGCUCCCAUGUAGCAACUCGUAUGUCGUGUCCCGUAGCGCCUUAGCUCAAUAGCUCACAAACUGUGUUUAUGACUAAUCCUUAAUAACUAUGGUGAAUAACUGUGACCGUGGGUUUUCCUUUGAAUCUCUUGUCAUUCUCAUCCAAAAGUGACCAGCACAUCAGUUUCUUGCAAUAAGCUAUCUCCCUCAGAACAUUAAGCACACUGUAGAGAAUGCAAACACGUAUGCACAUAGAAAAGCACACACAUGCACACCCCUCCUCACAUGUGGCAUUUAGCGUCCCGUGUGAUACUGUGUAGGCAAUCGACCAGUUCUUCUCGAGGACGCCUGUAAAGGGGUCGCGUGGUUAAGGAGUCUGCCUGCCCGGUGGAGACUCUGCUUGCACAGGUGUCUGUCCUCAGAGUCCAGGGUGUGGCAUGCAAGGACCCUCCACUGUGUCUCGUGGCCCCAUCCUUCCUCCCUCCUGUGUAUGAAGCCCUUUAGGAUGAGGGCAGGAAAUUUCCUUCUUGCUGCUUGUUGUUCUUAGAUGUGAAACUGAGAACGAGUCUUUCUGAGAUAAAUGCAGUAUAUUUCAUGUGUGUAAGCACCUCUGAGAUGUUUGGCAAGAAAUCCCCCGAUUUCCACCCAAACUUACCUUAUAGAGCACAACAUUAAAGGUCGUACAAUUACUGUGAGAACUGUGACUAUGUGUAACUUUUCUUUUUUAGUUUUUGCCCAGAGGGAAAAAAAGAUAAUUGUAUUAUCAUAUAUGCUUUUUUUUUGCAAUAAGGAUUUAUUCUCAGACACCAAGUAAAUUUAUCUCUAUAUAAAAAGUAUAUGUAAUAUAUGACUAUUCAGACUAUAUACAGAGCCUGUUUUAAAAAAAUUUACAGUAUUAUUUAGUAAAAUUAUCUGUUCUAUGGACCAAAUGUAAAAUAUUUAUACAUGAAGAUGUGUUUUAAAUGUCUAUAAAUGAUAUCACAACUAGAGCACGGGCGUUGUGUAAGUUUCUAAGACUUUAGAAGAAAAAUAAUAAAGGUUCUAUGAUAUUCAC